Thunnus maccoyii (southern bluefin tuna) is the source of this 8504-nucleotide messenger RNA. It is a transcript of the gene lrriq1, whose product is annotated as leucine-rich repeats and IQ motif containing 1. The transcript has 27 exons. The record is from RefSeq and is a predicted model, not a curated record. Lineage: Eukaryota; Metazoa; Chordata; Actinopteri; Scombriformes; Scombridae. Gene Ontology annotation, molecular function: protein binding. The coding region runs from base 225 to 4877 and encodes 1550 amino acids.
UUCACAUCGUCUCCAUGGAGACUGAAGUAUCUCCAAGACGCGAAAGCUUCAUUUUGACUUGUUCUGCAUGUUAUAGCUACUAUUAAAUUAGCUUUGACGUGCUAAACAGCAUAUUAUUUAGAUAAAUAUGGGCAUUUCCCGAUAAUAACAACAACUCAAGAUACAUUUCUGACGAUAAACGAUGUUAACUGAAUUGAAAAAAACCUGUCUGACGUUUAAAAACCAUGACGGAUACUAAUGAGAUGUGUGCAACAAUCAUGCGGGAGCUGAAUAACUUGGUCAUCUCUGAUACGGAUGAAGGAGAAACUAAAGAAGAGCAGAAGAGCUUUUCAUUUCACGAAGAGGAGGCCUCAGAUGAAAUUCCUCAGUCACUUCUCAGCUACUUUGAAACUUCAAAAAGCAGAGCAGCAGUUUGUGAGAAGCUCAUCCUUGAGGAACUUGAAGAUCUCACUGCAUCACAUCACACUGAGGACAUGAGACGAGGAGACCUGCCUGCUGCACUUGAUGAGGUUACGUGUGGCACAGAAAAUGCGGAGAACAACACUUUCACUGACACCCGCCUUCUUCCUGCACCCACAGAGUCAGAGGCACUCUUCACUCACAAUGUGUCAGUGUGUCACAACAAAGAAGAUGAAGCUGGAACAGAUGAAUAUACAGAGUGUGAGCAACAUUUGGCACUGGACACGAGGACCCUCGAGAUCUCACUGAAUGACGAAGAGAGAAAGAAAAGCGAUGAAUAUGAGGUGGAACGAGAGAGGCAACACCGUGAGGAGAUGAAGAAGGAGGAGCGAAGGAGACAAAGAGAGAAGGACUUCCAGGAGGAGCUGAAGAAGAUAAUGGAGGCAGAGAAGCUCCAUCAGAAGGAGCUUGAGUUGAAGGGGAAGAGGGCUCAGGAGAAACUUGAACAGGAGUUGUCGAUUCAGCAGGAGCUGAUCAGCAACUUACAGAGACGAGUGGCCGAAGAAAGGAAGAUAAAGGAAGAGGAGUGGAAGAGAAUGAAGGAAGAGAAAGAGAAAAAAAAGAAGGCGGAAGAAGAAAGGAUCAAAAGGGAAGAGGAAAACAGGAGGAAAUUGGAAGCGUUAAAAAAUAAGAUAGAGGCAGAGAGGAAGAGGAUGGAGGAAGAGAUGAGGAGGAGGAAAGAGGAAGCGGAAAAGAGAAAAAUAGAAGAAAUUAGACUUAAGGAAGAAGAAGAGAGAAGAAAAAAGCACGAGUGGGAAAAGAGGGAAGUAGAGGAAAAGAGGAGGAUAGAGAAGGAAGAAAAUAAGAAAAAAGAAGAGGAAAGACACAAGAUAGAGUUGGAAAAGAAGAAGCUGGAGGAUGAGAUGAGAAGGAUGAAGGAGGAAGAGGAGAAGAAUAAGAGGAUAAAGAAGGAGGAAGAGGAGAGAAAAAAGGAAGAGAGGAGGAGGAGGCAGGAGGAAGAGAUGAGGAGACAGAGGGAGGAAGACGAUUACAGAAAAACACAGGAAGAAAUAAGACUCAAAGAAGAGAAGGAUGAGAAAAAAGGGUAUGAAGCAGACAACAGACAGAUGGAAGCUGACAGAAAAAACGAAGAGAAGAAGCAGGAAGAGGAGGGCAUGAGGAAAAUGGAAGAUGGGAGAAUAAAUAUAGAGGCAGAGAAGAGGCAGAUUGAGGAAGAAGUGAGAAAAAACAAAGAAGAAAACCUAAAAACAGAAGGAAGAAGACUCAAAGACGAGGAUGACAUCACAACGUUUAUAAUUCAGGAUGAGGAAAAGGCGGAAAAACUGAUUAGAGUGAAUGAGCUGCAAGAGAAGAAGAGAGAAAAUAAGAGUAGGAAAACUGAAAAUGAGAGAGAGAAUACAGAUAACACAGGGAACUCCCAGACCUCUUCCAGCUCUGCUCCUUUACACAGUGAGUCCACAGUCAGUCCCACCAUCACUGAAUCUGUACAACAACAUGACCUGGACAUUAGUCAGAGCUCUGUAUGCAAAACUACGGGCCGAGAAGAUCCAGUGAUAAGGCCUUCCACUUCUUCUUCUUCUUCUGGCUCUUUGCUCCUGUGCCUCCCAGAGCGCACAGAGCAGAAGAGGUUGUCGUGGAUGAAGGACUGCAUCCCCUGGUCCAAACUCUCCCUCCAGAACAGGAGGAAGCAGAGAGGAUGUGUCCGAAGUUGGAGAGGGCCGAGGAGGGUCGCUGAGGCCGGCAGCCUGCCACCGCUCAGCCCAGAUACUCUGCUUCAGUCCACAGGCUGGAAAUCCCUGAAAGAGGUGACCACAGUGACUCUGGAGGACUUGCUUGGCUGUAGCUUAUCCACUCUCGCCCAGUGUCGUCAACUUCGGUCCCUCACCCUCAGACGCUGCGGACUCAAAGCCCUGGAAGGCAUCAAUCAGUUACCAGAGCUCUGCUACAUUGAUGUACAGGAAAACGACAUCUCUUUUGUGGACUGUGAAAAUAUGACCAGUUUACGAGUCCUUCGACUUGGCCACAACACGCUGAUGUCCAUUCAUGGUUUGAGUGGUGCUGACAAUCUGGCCGUUCUAGACCUCUCACACAACUCCAUCACCCGCAUCGCUGGUCUGGAGUCUCUGAGGAGACUGCAGAGGUUGUCAGUGGAUCACAACCAGCUGAUCAGCACUAAAGGGUUGAGGGACGUAUACACACUCCUCCACCUGGACUGCUCACACAACCACCUGGUAAAUGUGGAGGGUCUGGAGAACAGUGCUCUGCUCAACACACUGGACCUGACAGCCAACAGCCUUGCUGAGCCCCCUAGUCUGAACAACCAGGUCCUCCUCAGAGAGCUACAUCUGGAUGACAACAGCAUCUCCUCCCUGCAGGGCCUCACUGCCUGCUGGCUUCCCCUCAUGCAAAUCCUCUCUGUGGCCCAAAACAGAAUUACCCAGCUGCCCUCCAUGUCUGAUUUUGUGUCCCUUGCAAGCAUUGAUCUUCGAUUCAACUGCCUAUCAGAGCUGAAGAACGUGUGUGAGAGCUUGGAGGGAUGUCAAUUCCUGCAAGAGGUCCAUCUCGUGGGGAAUCCUCUUGAGCAGGAGAGUGGCUGGAGAUCCGCUAUGCAAAAAGCAGUGCCUGGCCUGAGGGCCAUUGAUGGCCAGGAGACAGACUCCUUUCUAUCACCCCUUGCUGUUCAACAGGUCAGCUUGGCCUCAGGCAGCUUCCUAACGUUCUGUCAGGCUCAGCUUCAGCAGACCCGUGAUUUACAGCGGCAGCACAACGAAGAGCUCAGCAAUGCCUCGUUCUCCCUGGAUUCUGUAAAGACCUGCUGCCGACACUUCACAGAGGCUUUGCAGCUGGCUGAGGACCAGCGAUUUGCCCAUGAGUACGGUGACACUACUGCUGCUGACAAACAAAGAGGUUCAGGCCAAACAACACCUGACGAAGCACUUGAUGAGGAAAGCAGCAGUGCUGGAAAGCUUAAUGAGCGACCUGGAAUGGAGUUCACUGGAAAAGUCUCACCACUAAUUCCAAGGGAGGACAGUAUCAGAAGCAGCUACCGGACUUUUGAGGAGAACUUAGCCACAGACAGUUGGCAUGGCGCAUUAGACACUGUCACAGCUGGGCCAGAGAUGAAGUCAGCAGUUUUCAAAGUUAACUCUGGCAGUUUUCAUUCCUUUACAACAAAGAGAGAAAUGACGUCCGCCAGUCUCAAAAAGGCAGCUGUGUCCAACCAUCAAGACCUGGACCUCAAAAACACAGCAGCAGUUGUGAUUCAGCAGCAGUGGAGGAAAUACAGACAGAAAUGUGGGAACAUCAUCAGCCCCCCCACAGCUGAAAAGGGAGGAGGAAAAGGAGGAGAUGGUGGAACGCCAGAGUCAAGACCUUCCUGUAUUAAGUGGAACGUUGUUGGUCAAGAUCAUGCAGCGACUGUCAUCCAGGCGUUCUGGAGGGGCUUUACUUUGAGGAGGAGGCUCACAUCUGCUCUUGCUGCUGUCACAUGCCCACACACCAGAGAGGAUGACACCUUUGAGGAGGUAGACAUAGAUGAAUUUGUCUUUGAUGAGGCAGCACUGGAGAAAGACUGGACAUUGCCGCUGUCUGAGGACUCACCUCCCAGAUGUGACCAUGUGUCAGAACAGUCUCAGAAGCCUCUUGGGCCCUUUCCUGAACCCUCCCAGUACAAACUCCCACCACCACCUAUAUGGAGGCCUAAACAGGCCUGGAUGGCCGGGGACCAGGUAGACUCUGCUGGGCAGAGAGUUUCCCCAGAGAGUUUUGAUAGAAGCAAAUCCCCUGCUUCAACCUCUGUGCUCAGCGGUGUCUCCAAAAGAUCAGAAAAGAUUCUUGAAGAAUGGGGCUUCACUGAUAGCCACACAGCUCUUUUGAUGCUCAAGAGAGCUGAGAAGAUGAAGUCGAAGAAGCAACAGCAGAAGAAACAUUUGGAUCCCUCCAUCCGUCUAGCCUUAUUUAGAAACUGCACUUACCAGCUGGAUCCAGUGGAGGCACAAAACAGGCGCGCACCACGCAACAGAAACUAUAUUAAAGUUCGUGAGGUUGAGCUGGGCCUUCAGCAAGCAGAGAAGACAGAGCAAGUGAAGGAGGAGUGGAUGCGUACCCAGGCUGCUCAGUCUGACAGGGACUCAGAGAGUGAGCAUUUCUUACCAGAGAUCAGCUCAGACAUUCUGAAUGGAGGCAGAGUGCAGCUUGUGGCUGAACCAGGAUACACAGAACUUCUACAUCACGCCAGUGGAUUGUGGGCCAACAGCAGUUUAGCUGCCCGGCCUUGCAAAGAGAACAAUUAUCCUCGCAGAAACUCCUUGGGUCAUGCAAAAAAAGAGGUUCCGUCUCCUAAACGCGUUACGUCUGCUCCUCCAUCGAAAAAGGAACGCAUCUCCUUUCGAGACCACCCUGUCCAGUUGAGUGGCGGCUGGGGAGGGGGAAAGAAGAGGGACAAAGUGCACAAGUAAAACACAAACUCUACUGUACAGCCAAGACACCGUUCCUCCUGACCCUGCACUUGCUAAAGCAGCAUAAGGCAGACACAGUUGUGGUGUUUUUUAAAAAUUUUUUUUCAUUACCUUUUUGCCCCUGAUAAGAAUACGAUAUCUAUGCAUCUAUUUUGGUCCAACACAUGUUCCUGUUACCUUUGGAUGCAACAUAAUGCUCACAACAAUCUCUAUCGUGCAAUUUAGGAAAUAGCAGAAAUCAAAACAGCACAAAUGUGAUGUCCUAAGUUAAUCUUCUUUGUUAGUUAUAAUGCUAUUUUAUCGCCCGUGUGGAAUGCCCCCUGCAGCUGUUCUUUUUAAACAGAGCUGAAAACUUGGGCUCCCUUUCCUGAAAAUUAAUCAAGAGCAAUAGGACCUGGACCAGCCCAAAUAUCUUCAGGCGGUUCCAUGAUGUUCAUUCUGCUCAAGUAUCACUGCCUGAACGCAGUCGCAGCCAACCAGCACCAAAACACAUGGAACAAAGACACAAACCUUUAGCAAAUGACACGCUUCAUAUGCAAAUGAUGGCAGGAAAUAAGAACCAGGACCUUUGAUACUCGUGUUUCUUAGGAUGUUGAACUUCUGUUAUUGCACUUUUUUGAUAAAAAUAUAGGGAUUAUAGUUUGUAAAUAUCACAACGGGCUUGCUUUUUCCACCUCUCCUGUGCUCUCUUAGGAGUAAACUUUAAUCAAGCCCAGAAAUUUAAGUGCAAUUUUCUCAUUCUGUGGAUAUAUUUAGCCCUCGCUAGCCAACAGUGGACUCGAAAUUACUGCCUUUAUGAGCCGAGCACAAACAUUGGUGUUAGAAUUAGAAAGAUGUUUUCUUUAUUUUCAGUCGUGGAUUAUAAUGGCCUUGUCUGUGUAUUUGAAUUUGGAGAGCCGAAGCGUCCGUCCACAAACACUGUCCUACCGGAGGUGGUGAACCUCAGGCUUGGAGGUUCCUAGCUGGUCCGCCGCCUGGAAAUGAUAACUUAAUGAAUGUCAAAACAAAUAGUCAGAGCUGGAGAGUGGCUCCCUGGCAGGAAAUGCAUGUCGUCUAUUUAUUUUCCUUCUAUCUUUCACUUACACAUGUCUGGAGGAUGUGUUAUGACUGUACACGGGCUGAUGGGGAUUUUUGUCUUGGAGAGCAGCGUAUGCCAGAGAUCUGGUGGUCCUGCCCACUCGGGGGCUGUUGUGAAACCCAAGAGCACUGCCCUCCUUCAGGGGGUAAACUUAUUUUUCAAGCCUCCUGGGGGGACACCGAGGGGGCGUUUCUCUGUCAUCGCACUGUCAUGAUACAGCUGUGGUGCUGGACAAGUCGGAUUUCUAUUACAACAUUAUAAUAGACGUGACCUAAAAGGAAAAUAUAUGCACAUUCUGUCACUAGUGUCGUCUUAUUUGACACAAGUACUGUUUCAUCCAGGCAAAGUUGUAGGGCUCUUCACUACUAUAAUUAUAUUGUUAAACUAUCGUCCACCAGACUUCAUUAGAUUUGUUUACUUUUAGGUUAUGGCUAAAUUAUAUGUAACUUAAGACAUUCAAAAUCCAUUGCCUGGUGAAAUGAGUGCUCCACCACACAUUAAGAUAAGAUGAAGAAUGUCCCUCUCAGCUCAGACUGCCCUGCCAGCCUGACCUCAAGUCAGCAAACGUUGUCUGGCAGAGAAAAGGUUUUGUAUCCGAAUCGCUCCAAGCGCUUCCUAUAAGUGCAUUAAAAGGAGCAGAACAGUCUAGUUCACUAAACAUUAUACACUGUGCAUGUCUAGUGACUAUUUUUGAACGCAUGCUAUACAGUUUUAGAUUUUCAGAUGUAUCUUUCUUACAGUCAGUCAUUGCUUUCCAUUUAUUUCAAGUAGCAGACGACUUCUUCUUCUUCAAACAUCAAGUCGGCAUUGAUUAUUGUCAUCAGUGCAUCACUGUGUGGUAAUGCAGUUUAAGUGCAUAUUUAAAAAAAAAAAAGCACUGCAUUGGCUCACAACAGUUAUGUUAUUUUGACAGAAUAUAUUGUGAUUCAAGCAGCUUCAAUAGUGUGCUGAUUCAUUUUCACAUUGUACGGAAAUGAAUGGGAACCAAUGGCUGCCUGGAAUGAUACAAAAAGCACAAUAACAUUUCUUGAACUCAACAGCAUGACUUGCAAAAUGCUCAGCUGCAACGUAAUGUGUAAGCGAUUUGUUGUUAAAAUCGGAUAAAACAACACCGUGCCCGAAUUUCUCUUGGUUACACUUGUGCAAAAACAACAACAACAAAAAAAAAAAAAAAGAAAUAGUGAGGAGGACAGUGCAAGACGUAUACAACAGACAAUCUAAAGUACAUGUGUGUGCAAGCAGCAUGACAUACAAACUGAAAUUGUGGUUGUAGGAGGAGUAGUGCUGAUUUGAAGAUUUAGUAAUGUGCUGGUCCAGCAAAGAAGCAGUUAUAUUUAUUACUGGAGUGAAUAAUAAAUCAUAAGACUAAUAAAAUGAUUAGGAUUGUAGGGAAAGUCUGUAAAAUAACCUUAAUUUCAAAUUCCAUCAAAACUUAUUGAUAAAGAAAAAUGGAAAAUGGACAGAAGAGACGUUAUUUUCUUAUAUUCUUCUAAAUUUCUGUCUUUUGACAUAAUUGGCCAGCUUAUUUAGCCAAAGUAAAGAAAAGGGGAAUGCAUAUAAACUCUGAGGAAUGUGCAAGCUCUCUCAGAAAUAUGAACCAUAUUUAGGAAGAAAUUGGGAAUAAACUCACACAAGUAGAAACCCUUCUGCAUCGGUCCCUGGUAAAAGUCAAAGCUAAUUUAUCCCCUGAAUAGUAACUGUUGGCAUACAAUAUCACUUAGACAGUGAAAACAGCUCCGAUUCUCCUCUUUCUAAGAGUUGAGGGGAGUACUGAUGUUGCUUUUAGCUGGCUAUGAGAAGACAAUUUGGAAGUUAUUUUAAAAAUGUGUUAAAUAUGUUUAAAGUAGAACUAAAGCUUUUAAAUUCAGACGUUAGAGAGCUCGUUCCUCACAUAGGGAUAUGUGACAUUUAUAACAGAGAGUGUAUUCACAUGCUUAUAUGUGUAUACAGCUACUAAAAAUGAUAAAAAAUUAAAGUUACAUUAUAAAAUGUAUGUUUAUAUGCACACGCAUCUUUCUGAUAUAACUUUUUAGGUUAAUCCAUACUUUAUAAAGGGUUUUUGUAAUAAAGUCUGAUCAUAUGAUGCGAUUUCAUUCUGUUUUUUUUCUUGCAAUAUAUCUGAGAGAUGAGAUUAUGUGGAAGAAACUAUUGAGAGGAAUCACAUAGGUUGAUGACAUUAUUUCAGUACAUUGUUCAUCAGGAGGUAAAACACUUCCCGGUUCCUCGUUAAAGGGGUUUUUUGGGGAGUUUUUCCUUAUUUGAACUGAGGGUCUGAGGACAGAGGAUGCUGUAUUGCUGUACAGACUGUAAAGCCCCUCGAGGCAGAUUUAUGAUUUGUGAUAUUAGGCUGUAUAAAUAAAAAAAAUGACUGAAAUUGAAAAUGGACUGUUUGUCUAGUUGUUGUUAAAACGAUAACACUUAUUUUGCGACUAAUUAUAAAAUGAACUGUUUGCACAUCAUCUGUUGGUGACUCUGCACUGUUAAAGGUACUUCCUGUGUUUUAUUUGACUAAAUGUGCCUGUUAAAUAAAAAUUCAAAACAUUAAAUCC